AUGAAUCGACCCCCAAAGCCAACGUUAGCAUCCAUCAAGCAAUUUACAUCAUCUGAUCAAAUCAAAAUAGCAAUGACACAUGUUUUUCAAGACUCACAAACUGGAAUUUCAGGUCAUAGGAAGUUGGUAAUUGUUAUGAAACAUAUAUUUUAUAAAUCUGCAGAUAUAAAUCAAUUGGAGUAUUUUAUAAUGUGUUUCACUAAGAUGUUGAACAGAAUGUUAUUAUUAAAGAAAGGUGAUAUAUAUGGUGAUAGAAUAGCUAAAUUUAUUUCCGUAUUCAUUCGAAGUUUAAAUCAAGAUGAACAAGAAAGGAAUAAUGGCAAGGAAAAGAAAGGAGAACAAGAUGAUGAUGAUGAUUCAGAAGAAGAGCUAGAAUCACCAGUUACUAAAUUUGUUGAAUCUUUAAUUAAUCAUUUGUUACGUGGAAUUGGAUCCAAAGAUAAACUGAUACGAUAUAGAGUCGUUCAACUAUUAUCAUUUAUGAUUGAUUUUAUUAGUGAAAUUCAUGAACACAUAGUCCAUUUAUUAUAUAAUUCAUUAGAAGAAAGAUUACAGGAUAAAGAAUUCUUUAUUAGAAUAGUUGCCACGGUCGCAAUUUCCAAAUUUCAAACAUAUGAAUUGAAAAUUGAAAAUAUGGGUCAAGUUAAAGAUUUAUCACAACAGUUACAACAGAAAUUAAUAACUUUGACUAGAUAUGAUGAAAAUGCAGAUGUAAGAAGAGCAGCAUAUCUAAAUUUAAAGAAAACAACAACUACAUUACCAUACAUUUUGGAAAGAGCCAAAGAUUUAAAUUCAAUAAAUAGAAGAUUAAUAUAUUCAAGAAUAUGUAGAGAAUUAAAUGGGAUUGAACAUCAAAAUUACAAUGAAUAUCGGGAAUAUUUAUUGAAAUGGGGUUUAAAUGAUAGAGAUGAUUCUGUUUUAUCAGCUGCUACAAAAUUAUUAUGUACAAAUUGGUAUGAUUUAGUUAAUAAAAACAUAUCGGAAUUUGUUGAAUUAUUAACUCCAAGAGAAAGCUUAGUUGCUGAAAAGGCAAUUCAAACUUUUUUUAAAACAAGACCUGAAAUAAUUGAAACUAUAAAAAUUGAUAAACAAUUUUGGCAAGAAUUAACUGUUGAUAAAGCAUUUUUAAUGAGAACUUUCUAUUAUCAUUGUAAUGAAAAUAGAUUAUAUGAUAUAAUAGAUUCUAACUUCCCUGAUGCUACUGAUUUGUCACAAAUUUUGGAAGAGUAUUUGAAAUUGAGAAUUAAUGUUUUACAAGAAAAUGAAGAAUUGGUAAAAGAUUGGGAAGCACAUAAGCAUGAUAUAGAGAAAAUUGAAGAUAGAAUUUAUUUUCUUGAAAAUGAAAUGAUUGGUUUAAAAUUUGAAGGUGAUGAUUUAGAAAGAAAAGCUGCUGGUUGUCAAAAAUCAAUAGAUCGAGCUGAAAUAGUAAUUGAAGUUGUAACUAAAAGAUUAAAACAAUUGGAUACUGGUAAAGGUAAGCUACUUGAUUUAUUAAAUGAUGAUACACGUUUUAUAUUUGAAUCAAUUCAAAAUAAAUCAGCAGAAGAUAUGAAAAAAGCAUUAAACAAUACAAAAACAAACAUGAAGGAAAUUAAAGAAUCUCAAGAAAAGAUCAUAUCUACAUUCCAAUUGAUUAAAGAACAAUUUGUUGCUUAUGAAGCAGAAUUUGAAGAAAUAAAGGAAAAUAAAUUAAGAGAAUUGGAAAAAUUUAAACAAGAUGAUAAACAUGAUUAUGUCCAAUUUGAAGAUCAAAUAAAUGAUUUAGAAUAUAUUAUAUUACAAUUAUUAUCAGUUUCUAUUGAAUUUGAUUUUAGUGAUGAAAUAGGUAGAAGAAAAAUCUUACAAUUGAUAAGAACAACGUUAACAGAAGAUAAAUUACCUGCAACAUUGAUAUCCACAGCAUUGAAAGUUUUAAAGAAAAUAUCAAUUAAUGAAAAAGAUUUUGUUGCAAUGAGUGUUGAAAUAAUUACAGAUAUUAGAGAUUCUGCAGAUGAUGAUGUUUUCCAUUCAGCUCAAAAUACAUUUGAUGAUGAAGAGCAAGCAACUUCUGAAAAAGAAUUUCCUGAUGAUUUAUAUAUUAGAUGUUUAAUUGUAACUCAACAUGUAUUGGAAUUAGUUGAAGAAAAUUUAGAUCAACAUUUAUCAUUAAGUUCUAUCUAUACUGGUAUUGUCAAUUAUUCAUUAACUAAAAAUGAUAACAAAGCAUUACAUAUUUUAGGUUUAAAAUGUCUUGGAUUAUAUGCAUUAAUUGAUAAAAACAUUGCCAAAGAUGCUGUUGUUUCAUUUAUAAAAUUUAUACGUACUUCAAAUGAUGAAAUUAAAAUCAUUGGAAUUAAAUCAAUUAUUGAUAUUUUAUCAAUUCAUGGAAUUUCAAUAUUAUCAAAAGAAGAAAAAUUUAAAUAUUCAAGAUUGUUCUAUAAAGCAUUAACUAGUAGAUCACCAGAAAUACAAUGUGUAGUUGCUGAAGGUUUAUGUAAAUUAUUUUUAGCUGAUAUUUUCAAUAGUGAAGAAAUUUCAGAUGAUCAAGAUUUUCAAAGUGAAAAAUAUCUAUUUGAAGCAUUAAUUUUAAUUUAUUUCCAUCCAUCAAUUGAAGAAAAUGAAGAAUUGAAACAAAUUUUAGCAUUUUGUAUACCUGUUUAUUCAUAUUCAAAAUCAAAUCAUCAAUCUAGAUUAGCUUCAGUUUCUGGUGAUGUUAUAUAUCAAUUAUUUGAUGAAGAAAAUACAUUUAUAACGUAUCAUAAUGAUGAAGAAAAGGAAGAAUUUUUGGAAAAAUUAUCAAAUAUAUCACCUACUAAUGUAAUCUCACAAUUGAUAGAUUGGUGUAAUCCACAAAAUUUAGUUGAACCAGAUUUGAAAUCAACUUCUCAUUAUUGGCAAUUGGUUUAUUUAUUAGAAGCAUUUGAACAAGAUAGUACAAAAAUAGUUAAAAAGGCAAUAUUAAACAGUUUACCAAAAUUUUUCAUAUCUGAACAAUUAGGAUCUAAAUUAUUAACAAGUCUAAAAGAUUCAUUAUUGGAUACAAAGAAGAUAUUAGACGAAUCAAGAGAAGAAACAUUUCAAUUAGAUGUUAAAACUAAAAGAUGUUUAGAUUCAUUUAUUGAAAUAAUUGAACAAAAAUUGAAACUGGCUAUUGAAAAUGAAGAUAAAUCAAAUACAAAUUCAAUUCUUCAUGAUAUAUCUAGUGUUGAUCAUAGUAAUACAAGUAAUACAAGUAAUAAUGCAAUUAAUCAAGAAAAAAGUGAUAGAAGUGAAUCUGAAAAAGAUGAUGAUGAUGUAGAUAUGGAAGAUAAUGAAACUGAAAAAGAAUCAAGAGAACAUACUCCAACUCCUAAAGGAAAUUCAAAAGAAGAAACUCCAUUUACAAAUGUUUCACCAGAUCAAAGUUGUAAAAAUUCAUCAAGAACUGAAGUAUCAAAAAUUCAACCUCCUUCAUUAGAUGAUAUUGAUAAAUUCUUAGAUGAAGAAGAUAGAGUAGAAUAUGAUAUACCUAUGGUCGAUGAUUAA
This is a messenger RNA of Insectozyma verbasci, 3504 nucleotides long. Lineage: Eukaryota; Fungi; Ascomycota; Pichiomycetes; Serinales; Debaryomycetaceae. The record is from the annotation of a GenBank genome assembly.